CGAAUAAAUAAACCACGAGAAGAAGACACUGAUGAUGAAAGUUUCGAUUAUGAAGAAAACUCGCAGAACAAUCAGCCAUCCAUCAGUAAUGAAAACAACGAAGUACCAAGAAGAUCAAGCCGAAUUCGAAGACCACCGAAUCGAUACGGACAUGAAUAUCCAUCAAAUCUAAUAAACUAA
This is a messenger RNA of Paramuricea clavata, 180 nucleotides long. Lineage: Eukaryota; Metazoa; Cnidaria; Anthozoa; Malacalcyonacea; Plexauridae. The record is from the annotation of a GenBank genome assembly.